Molecule: messenger RNA, 5893 nt
Organism: Argiope bruennichi
Lineage: Eukaryota; Metazoa; Arthropoda; Arachnida; Araneae; Araneidae
Gene: fy
Product: protein fuzzy homolog
Exons: 10
Coding region: 359-1525 (388 amino acids)
Biological process (GO): vesicle-mediated transport; non-motile cilium assembly
Source: RefSeq, a predicted model, not a curated record
GAUACAACGCUGAAGUUCAUUGAUAAAUAAAUAAAUAAAUUGUCAUAUUUGAUCUGCGUUCCUUGAACAUUAAAUUAAUAUGGCUUUUUUAGCGGUACUUACAGCUGAUGGUGGCGUACCCAUUUUCACUCGAAAUUCGGGGGAAGUUGUAUCGGUAAAAUAGUUUGGUAAAACUAAAGAACACAGUAUACAUUUUUCGCUAAGCUUUGCCCAAAUCGUUCCAGACAAUCGAAAACUUGUGAAAUAUUAACUAAAUGAUCUGAUUAAGUUGUCAUAUUUGGUAAUUUGUCGCUUUUAAAAAAUAAGUUUGUCGACGAAGCUUCCUUUCGCAGCUAUUGGUUCUUUAAAUGGUGUUCAUAUGUUUACUCGUUUGAGGAAUAGUGAAUUAAAGAGAGCAGUUACACCUGAAGAGAAAAUUAUUUGGCGGGAAUAUCAUAAAAGAUUGGUUUUGAUAUUGAUUACAAAAAAUGAUGCUUGCAGUGACUGUCAUAUGUCUAAUUUACUAGACAAUAUUUUUGCUGGAAUGGCCAUGCUCAUUGGGCUAGAUCAGCUGUUGAAACCUGGGGAAGUUAUGAAGCUUCAGAAGUCAUUAGUGAUCUGCCAUCCAUUGGUUGAUUGUUUUCUGAAGCAAUUGGAUAAAGACAAAGGCAAUAUGGGUGAUUUGACUCGGACUAGUGACUGCUUAUUAGCUACUGAUACACACAGCCUGCAAGAAUGUUUGAACCAAUUCUUGGAUGUUGCUGAUAGCUUAUAUGGAUGCUUACUAAUUAAAGGCAAAGUUGUUGUAGCUUCAAAAGAAUGGUGGACGUUAACUAAUCAGGAACAAAAUUUAAUUUGCUUUUAUGUGAACUGUUUACCUAAAGUUUUAUCACGAGAGAUUCUUAUAUAUUUGCCAACAUCUUCUCCGCAGAAUUCAAAUAGAUUAAUAACUUUGAAUUUACUGAGAGAUGUUGAAGUGUGUGUGUUGUGCUCAAGUGAGCCACCUUUGGGAGUCUUAGAAGAAGAAGCACCCAAAAUUUGGAAAUGUUGCUUCGAUACAUUAAAAGUUACAUCUAGUUUAUACCCUAGAAACUUUCCAUCUUCAAUUGAAUUAGACCCCAACAUCAUUUGUUUGUUGCUGAUCCAUUCUGAAACGAAUCAAUCACUCUGCAGUUCACUGACAUCUAGUUUUGCUACUCAAAAAUCGACAUCAGCACUUGAAAUACAGAGACAACAAGAAGCUUUAAGGACUUUAUAUAAACUUAUAGUUGGAACGUAUUUCAAAAACAAAGAUUCUGAGAUGGACAAAAAAUUAUUGGCAGAUAAUAUGUGUUCCUCAUUUGACUAUGGUGAUAUUGAUUAUGGGAAUUGCCAGCCUCUGGAAUAUUACAUAUUUUUAGAAGAAAACAAAUGCUACGUGAUUAAUGAGCAACCAUUUCAGAUUUAUCUAGUAUAUAACAAAAUGAUACCAAAUUACGCUCUAAGAUCUGUAUCUCAUAAAACAUUGAAACUACUAACUGAAAAAAAUUUAUUCCCUGAGGUAUGAGAAUUCGUUUACAAGAAUUUCGUUGAGAAUGGAAGAAAUACCGAGCGAUUUUUUUGUAUUCCUUUCCUAUAACAGGAAAAUUUUGUGAAAAUUUUAAGUUGCUUCGGCGCAGCAUAUUCUGCAACAGGAUCUUGUGCCAAAAAUCUAAAUCUAAACCUAAACCUAUAACAGGAACAUAUGUUAUUUUUUAUAUUCCAGUCAGUUAUACUUUGAAUCAUGUGUCUGUUAUGCAUGUUUACAUCUUUUUAUCUGUAUAAAUCAAAGUGAUCCAUAAAUAGUCCAUAAUAGUCGAUCCAUAAAAGAAUCCAUAAAUAGUCGUUUUCAUAACAAUCCAAGUUACCGAUUUUUUCACUGCUUUCACAUAAAAAUAUUGUGGAGUAGAAAGAAGGUUUCGUAAUAAUUAACUAAUAGCUUUUUCUUCAAAAUUAUGUUUCUUUUUAUUUCUAAUGGAAAUUUGUAGUUUUUGCUACAAGCAGAAGCUUUGCAUCUUUAAUGAUGCCACAAUCAGUGGCGCAUCGUGAGCUCAUAAAUUUGAAAUGCUGUAAACAUAUUAAUCAAAAAAUGGCAUUUAAAAAAUAAUAAACCCUUACAAACCAAUAAAUUUUUAAUUUAAAAACUGUACUUGAAAUGUGUUUCAUUUCAAGCAUGUCAAAUAACCAGUAUAUAAUAUAAAUUCCUUAUAAUUUUGUAAAUAGUAAAUUUAUGUAAAUGUUGAAGUGAUAAUUCAGUAGAUAAUUCCCCUACACACUUCUGUCUAUGCCCUGUGAGCAUGAUAAUAGUCGUCCAAAAAUGAAUAUUAAAUAAAAUGUAUAAUAAAUCGUCUGCAAUGUUCAUAGUUUUUUGCAUGUAAUAAUGGAUCCUUCCUUAAAAAAAUUUCAUAUCUAUAAUGUUUUAAAAAAACUAUUUAUAUACUUUUUUAUUGAAGAGUAACCUCUAACAGAAAAAAAUAAAUAUCAUAUAAACCAUAUGCGUGUCUGUCGAGACGCCCUGCAGCGAAACUCAUAAACAACCAAUGAGAAAAUGCAGUAAAAAGAUAAGAAAACAGAGUGACAGAGUUAAAAAAAAAAAAAAUCGAUUGGACGCGCUUUAAGGGAGUCAAUUCGAACUGCAAUUCUAAUGCCGUUAAAUUCAAAGGGUUGUUUUUGUUCUUUGAAUGCUAUUCAGUUCCAGGCGAUUUGGAUGCUGUCCUGAGUUAUUCGCCGAAUAUCCCCGACCAGCGUUUUCCUAGCUUCUUGUUUCCUUUCCUGUAUUGUUUUUAAUGCCUCUUCUCCGUUUUCGCUAUCAUUGAACUCUCAAAAUUAGGAAACAACCAAAUUAGAUUAAAAAACUUGAAUGCGACAUUUAAAAAUAAUUUUAGAAGGUUUUGACGAGUCGCCAACGAUAGUGUCGAGAAGAGGGGGAGGGGGAAGCAUCUAAAACAUUAAAUAAUGAUAAGGUAAUAAAUAAUAAACAGACUAUACAAAAGAGAUCUAAGAGAGUACAAACUAGAAGCGAUUGCAGAACAGGAAGCUUUACUUGUGCUUUCAACUUGAUCUCGUGUCCUUAUUCGUGCCUAAAUUUAACAGGUUUCCAAGAGAGACAUCAGGAUGAGCAGGUUCCAAAUCUGGAAUUUCUUUAAAGACUUGAAAGUCAUGAAUUAUCUGGGUAAAUAAUAAUAAUAAAAAAAAAAGAUGUGUUGUAUUUUUUCUCUCUCAUGGAUAGUUCGAAAAUGUAACAAUGAAUAAUAUCUGUGAAGACAUUUAUUAUUAAGAAACAUAUUAGUUUGGAAUUUGCUUAAAAAACACCACCUUUCCUAGUUUCGCCAUUUUGUUAUAAUAUCCUAAUGCAUACCUAUGUGAAAAUAUCUACGAUUUCUUUUAACGGCGGUUUUCUUUUUUAUUAUUUUUCUUUCUGGUAGCGGCGAUGAGACUUUCUGAUACAAAACUUUGUUAUUCUGUGUGUUCUCAUUAACCGAUUUGAUAUGACAGCAUACUUACUGAACUAACAUAGCGAGAUCAGUACAGUUCGUCUACGGCCCAACAUCAUAUUUCACAAGUGCACAUUCAUCUUGCAACUUGUAUUUUGAAUUUUAACUAAUCACUCCUCUGUUUUUGACAGUAAGUAAGAAGUAAACAAAUACUUCAAGGUCUUCGUGAUGUUUGUUUAAGAGUUAUUACCGCCUGCUUUUAGUUAUAAAGUGUUUAGAAAUAAAUUUCCUGUGUAAAAAUUAAGAAAAAGAUUAUAUUAAUGUUAAAGAAAAUAUUUUGGCGUGAUUUUCCAGUAAAAAUGUUGAAAAAUUCAAAUAUUUUCAGAUGAAUGAAUUAAAUUCUUUGUCUUUCUUAGUAUACAUAAAAAUAAAAGUCAAUAUUUCUAUUGACAAGGCGUUUUAAAAUAAGUUGCUUUAUAAAUAAUUUGGGGACUCGAGCACUCUUAGUUUGCUGGAGCCUUUUGACAUCGAUUUAUUAAUAAUGAUUUUAAAUGAUUAUAAUGAAGCAUUAUUAAUGAUUUUAAAUGAUUAUAAUGAAGCAUUAUUAAUGAUUUUAAAUGAUUUUAAAUCUUGAAUCAAUGUCUUGUCAUAUUUGACGUAUCGUUGUUGCAGAAUUUACCUGUACCGUGCUAAAUAUAAUGCUUGGAAUUAAAUUACCAAUCAUAUUUAAAGUCUUGUAAGAAAGUGUUAAAAUUGCAAAAUUAGUUUAUCAUGGCUUAACAAAUAUGAUUGGUCUGCUAAGGUGGGAAAGACUUGUUUUGUAUGUUAGAAGGUACUUUUGUUUCAACCGACAUAAAAUGGGUUAAUACUGGAUGGCAUUUACCUUCCGAUGAAACAAGAUGUCUCAAAUGGAACUUUGUCAUCGACGAUAAAAUUAUAAUUUUGUAAGAAUCGAUAUUUGGAAUCGCAUUCACAAAUAAAUGUACGAAAACACUAACAAUAACCUGGCAAUAUUAGUUUCGAAAUCUGAACACUUAUCUAUAAUGUGAUUGAUUGAAAAUAAGAAUACUGUCCCAGGUUGCAAAAUAAAUGUGCACUCGGAAAAUAUGCGGUCCAAAAUCAUUAACUGGCAACGAAUGAUUAAGAAUAAAGCGAAGAAUUUUAUGUAGUGUAAGAAUGAUGGUUAGAGAUCUGUGAUUAACUAAUUUUAAGGAUUCUAAGACAUCUUUACUAUCACUGAGAAUUAUAUAAUGAAAGAAGAAUAAGGCCUUAACUCACUCGAAGAUUUUACUGCUUUGCAGUGUAUUUAAUAAUAAUAAAAAAAAAAAUUCUCACUUAAAAAAGGAAUUUAAUACUCUAGAUGUGAAUUGUAUCAUUUAUUUAUUUGUCCAAUUUGUCGCUUUUGGCGACCAGUUUGUUCAUCUUUAGCUUUUUACUUAUAAAGAAAUAUUAAUAUGUAUGUGUGCUUGUGCACUGCAAGAUUCGCCGUUUGUCCUGUAACUAACAAACUUGGCACGCAUAUAAUUUGGUGGAUAAGCAUCUGAACCUCGGAGCAAUUAAAAAAAAUUAAUUAGAAUUUUAAUUAAUUAAAAAUUAAAUGAAAAUGUGAAGUUUUUUAACCAAAACUUCCGAAAAUAUUACAGCACAAAAAAUAUUUUCAUAUCUUAAAAUUCAAAAAAUGACAUUUUUAAUUCUACUAAUCUGGUAGUCGUGCCUGUAUAUCGACAAUUUUUUAAAGAUAUCUGUUUGCUCUAUUUUCAACAAUAGACAAUUCACUGUUGCUCUGAAAUUCAAACCGUUUUUAUUGUUUCAUCAAACCUUGAAUUGCGUGGUUUUCUCUUGUUGUUGUAAGCAAAAGAAGAAGGAUUCUAUUAAUUAUCUAUGGAGUUUACUAGACGGAAGUUACAAGAUCGCGAAAUUAGAAGAUGGAUAAACUGGAUAUUUAUGUAAAAUCCAAUAUAGCUCAAUAAACAGAACAUAUACGACAAUUAAAGUAAACGGCUUUAAUGCUUUACAAUUUGAUGAAAUCAUAGUCAUGCGAAUGUGUAUAAAAAAUUUAACUGGAAUGAAAUAUAACCAAUAUUUCUGUCAAACCAUUUGGUCACUAAAGGUGACUAGUCGUGAUUAUUUUUUCAUCGAUAAUUGUACUGCAGAAUCAUUAGAUUUUUAUCAUUAAACUUACAUUAAAUACAAUUAAACAACAAAAGAACUCUAUCAUUACUGUCACCAGAUUUCAGAGAAAGGUAUGAUGGAACUGUGACUACACAUUUUUAAAUGAAUUUUUACUUUAAAGUGCAAAAGUAGCAUCCGUAUACCAUUCUAAAGGGCAAAGAAUACUGACAUUAUACAUUCCGUUGUAUACAUUUCCGUUGUAUAUAGGAAAAAAAUUGUAGCAGAAAAGGGUUAAAUUCAGAAUAUGUGAUAUUGUUCCCAUAUUACUACACUUGGUUAAAGAACAAAGU